AUGUCCUUCCACCAAGAUGAGUUUCAGGACCUGGAGGACCUCAUCUUUGGACUCGGUCAAUCCUUGGAUGGCUCGAACGAAGAGAGUUCAUGGGGCCGGUCAGAUAUGAGCUUCUUUGACGAAUUUUUACAAGAAAACGACGAUCCUCGGUUGCAACCCAUUUUGGAUGAAGCGCAAGAGAGUGAAGGGAUCCUUGCUGAGGCCGUCAGGGCUCUCAUUAACUACACUCAUCCAGAUGAUCUUUCAAGCACCGCCAUCAAUAUGAAUACGAAUAACGGGUUGGGUCUUGAUCGACCAUUAGAUGUUCUUCGACCACUGUUAAACGAGAAUCCGUAUCGGACUGGAUACCAGAAUGUGAAUCUUCAGCCACAGUCGGAUGAAAACCCCUAUCGGACAGAAUACCAGACGACCAAUCCUCGGCCACGGCCUGAACCAAUUCUGGGCCGUCAAAACGUAAAUCCUCAACCGGCGUCAGAGCAGAUUAUACAUUCAAUGGCAGGCCAGAAUCCCGAGAUGGUGACUUCUUACGGAAACGCCAACAUGCAUGGUAUGCAUGAUUCCUAUUUCUCCCCGCCUGUGCACAACGAUCCUCGACCGACAACCGCGUCAACUUACGCCAACACCUCGGAAACUGCUGGUAGUCCUGUCUCCUUCGAUAUGAUAGGCAAUUUGAUCCCGAAACGUGAAGCGAGCGCAGUAAGUCGUCGACUCAGUGAUAUCUCUGCAGAAGGAGACCAAACGCUCGGAAGCGCGGCAGCGAAGCGAAUGCAUAGUUCCGAAGUCGAAGGGACGAACGAUGAUCUUACACAAGAUGAUUCUCGUCGUAAACGACGACGUGUGAUAACCCCAGAUCAUAAUCAUAAAAUCGAGUGGGACGAUUCCACUCGGCCCAAGUAUACCCGGAAGAUUGUGAAUGAGAACGCCAGAUAUCGUCACGCACUCAAACUUCGAAGGGCCAAAUCAUCGUGCCCAGAAGGGGUCAAGAGUCUAUAUCAACAUCUAAAGAGUGAAAUAAUCCCUAAGAAGUCGUACUAUCGGAAGAAGGGAACUGAAGCCACAGUGUCUGCGACAGCCCCUGGAGCAGCAGCAUCUCACCAAUUUGUCCCUCCCGCAGCAGGCACGGUUCUCUCUGGAGGUGGAGGAGCCACUUCUUCGAGUACCUCGAACCGAAGGGCUCGACAGGCAAAUCCUCGGACACACAUUCCAGUAGAGACCGUCCGUCAAGCUGCGCCGGAGGGAUGGGAUCCCUACGAUAAUGGUUAUUAUUCCGGGGACGAUAACGUCUCUGAUGCCGGGAAAGAAAUUCGGGGUAAGGCAAGCGACUAUAAGCCCCCUCGCAUGGCUUGCCGACGUUGCAACAAGCUAAAGCAGCCAUGUGAUCACGCGUACCCGGCGUGUUCUCUGUGCGCAAAGUACGGAGAGCGCUGUCGGUAUCGCGAUGAUCUAACUGGCCGGCAAAUUAGGCCUGGUCAGUUAGAGGAGGUGGAGGUCGCCCUCCACGAUGCUCAGGAAGAAAUAAAUCGUCUGAAGAAGCAGGUGAAAUCGAUGGAAGAAGCUCGGAAUCUUCGUAACGACGCUCAACAAUAG
Molecule: messenger RNA, 1587 nt
Organism: Talaromyces marneffei
Lineage: Eukaryota; Fungi; Ascomycota; Eurotiomycetes; Eurotiales; Trichocomaceae
Exons: 3
Coding region: 1-1587 (528 amino acids)
Biological process (GO): positive regulation of transcription by RNA polymerase II
Molecular function (GO): sequence-specific DNA binding; DNA-binding transcription factor activity, RNA polymerase II-specific; zinc ion binding
Source: RefSeq, a predicted model, not a curated record